AGAUGCAUGAGCUCGCUGCUACAACUAGAAUACUUAGAUGCUGUGUUAUGUAUGAUGGAACUCCCUUCCAUUACACCGUUCAAUGGCAUUAAAUCUCGCUCUGAUGAUUUUCAGGCUUUGCAUGUUGCUCUCUCAUAUCGUAUUCAUUGGGUUAUAGGUUAUUUUGACCAAUUUCUGUACUUUUACCGAGGAUUCCUUCAUUUCUACGAGAAGACAUUGCCGGAAAAUUGCGGCUACAGUAGUGCGCAGCCGUAUUGGAACUGGUCCUUAGACAUAGAUAAUGGAGCAUCCUUCGCCGAGUCCCCAAUUUUUGAUUCUGUGUACGGGUUUGGUGGGAAUGGAGCAUGUAUCUUCAACUGGACAGGCUUCUUCGGCAACUCAACGCCGACCAACUCUGGCGGCGGAUGCAUCCAGGACGGACCCUUUAUCAGUUACAACCUCUCUGUCGGACCUGGAAGUUCCGUUACCAACCAUUGUAUUAGGCGAAACUUCAACAACAACUCUGCCCGCUGGGGAAAAGUGACGCAGGUUGCGAACACUACCAAGCAGUCCAACUUUGAGGCGUUCCGCCAGGAGGCUGGGGGCGUUUUCAGACCUCCACCAAACAAAAUUCAUGGCUCUGGACAUGGAAUGAUAAGCGGAGAGAUGGGUAACGUCUUCUCAAGUCCCGGGGAUCCGCUCUCCUAUCUCCACCACGCAAACCUUGAUCGUGUCUGGGCAUUUUGGCAAAACAUUGGCCUGGAAGCUCGCGUCAGGGAUAUCUCUGGGUACACGACGUCUGGGAACCGUUUGUGAAUGUCACCUUGGACUACCAGCUAAAUUACUCUACCCUUGGCUCUCCCGACACCAAUUCGAGAUGUGAUGUAUACACGAAGCGCCACAUUAUGUUAUGAGUAUAUCUAAAUCCACGAUCGCGGUUGCGAGAGGAACGAGAUUCAGGGGGGAAUAUUUUCGGUUGUAAUGAAAGUUGAAGGACUGGAAUAUUGAAGUUUAGAAUAGUGUGGUGGGGAUCGAGCUGACUUUCGGCUACUCACGUGUUCACUCGUGAUAUCCUAGCUCCCUACUCCCUUUUGUAUUUAGUCUUCUU
Messenger RNA from Hyaloscypha bicolor E, 1087 nucleotides. Its product is annotated as Di-copper centre-containing protein. Lineage: Eukaryota; Fungi; Ascomycota; Leotiomycetes; Helotiales; Hyaloscyphaceae. Gene Ontology annotation, molecular function: oxidoreductase activity. The record is from RefSeq and is a predicted model, not a curated record. The transcript has 4 exons. Bases 7 to 795 code for a protein of 262 amino acids.